Messenger RNA from Jaculus jaculus (lesser Egyptian jerboa), 516 nucleotides. RefSeq names its product transcription factor BTF3 homolog 4-like. Bases 1 to 516 code for a protein of 171 amino acids. NCBI's taxonomy places the organism in Eukaryota, Metazoa, Chordata, Mammalia, Rodentia, Dipodidae. The transcript has 2 exons. The record is from RefSeq and is a predicted model, not a curated record.
AUGGAAAGUGGUACAGCCACGCUGGGUGUCAGCGUGUUGAUUCCUCAAGAAACUAUCAAGAGAACUGCUAUAUUCUCCAGCUCUACUCUUUUGGAAAGAAUAGCCCAAUUUCUGUCUCAGGGACCGAUAUGGGGCAAAGGUACAGUUUGCACAAAGAAGAAAGUGGUGCAUAGAACAGCUACAGAUGAUGACCAAAAGCUCCAGAGUUCUCUAAAAAAAACCAACCUGGUUGUAAAUAACACAGCUGGUACUGAAGAAGUGAACAUGAUCAAAGAUGAUAGAACAGUUACUCAUUUCAACAAUCCCAAAGUCCAAGCACCCCUCUCUGCGAAUACUUUUGCAAUUACUUUGGCAGAAGCCAAACCAAUUAUAGAAAUGCUUCCUCGAGUAUUAAGUCAGCUUGGGGCUGGCAGCUUAACAAGCCUUGGAAAGUUAGAUGAACAGUUCCCACCAAAGCAAGUGUUGGAGAGCAAAGCACCAAAACCAGAGGACAAUGAUGAAGAGGAGGGUGACUGA